Messenger RNA from Ipomoea nil (Japanese morning glory), 3172 nucleotides. RefSeq lists its product as uncharacterized. NCBI's taxonomy places the organism in Eukaryota, Viridiplantae, Streptophyta, Magnoliopsida, Solanales, Convolvulaceae. The record is from RefSeq and is a predicted model, not a curated record. The transcript is spliced from 3 exons. Bases 1147 to 2985 code for a protein of 612 amino acids. Gene Ontology annotation, biological process: asymmetric cell division.
AGCAUCUCUUUGAUGACAGACAGACACACCUCAUCGUUUUGAUAGAUUUGUGUAAAGGUCGUUGCUUUCAACUUUUGGGGGAGUCCCAGGACACCUCACCAACACAUCCACCUGCUUCUACAAUCUACACCAUCUUGGAAUCUUUGGGCCCUAUAGUUUGCCCAUUUUCUCCAAUCACAUACCAUUUUUUUUUUUCUUUUGCUUUUCUUCCCUCACCUACCUGUGUUUGAAAAAGGUUGAAUCUUUUUUACCCUUAAAUUGCAAUGCCCGCAAAUCUUUCUCACUUCUCUCGUUGAUUAGCCAUCGUCUUACUCCACUCUCCUUACCAUUUAAGCAAGGCUGUUGGUAAUGGAGGUAGUUUCAACUGAUGGGUUUCGCGGUUUACAUGUGGCUAUGUGAUGGGUAAUUUCAAGAACCUUGUUUUCUAUUUGGUGGCUAUAAGGAUUCUAUGAUGAUCUUUUAAGCCUAGAGAAUUUUCUGGGAAAUGGGUUCGUACUGUUUAUUGGAUUUGGAUAACAGUUUCUGUGAAAUGGGAACUGCUUAGGCCUAAGUAUGGCUAUUUUGACUGAUUAAACUUUAUUUAGUUUGAAGGUUUCAUAGGGUUGACGGGGUCUUUCUGGGUGGGUUUUAUAACAAUUGAUAUUCAAUUGUGGAAGCUUGGUCUUAUUGAUUUAGUUGUUGAUUUUGGUUAUCUGAAUGCACCUCUGAGAAACUGGCCAUUGAGGUAAGCUACAUUGAGCUUUCUUAUUCUUGAGAUCGGAAAAGAAGGAAAUAGUAUAGGUCAUCCUUUUCAAUUUCCUCUGGCCUUGGCUGUUGCUCAUAGAUGUGUAUUUGUUUGUUUUAGUAUUAAAGAAAGAUUCAGUGUGGUGUUUAGAUGUUGCCAUCUUUUUUUGGAUGACGAUCGAAACCCUACAACCCUUUUGGAUGUUAGGUAAACCCCGCCUUGUGAACUAGUCGGUAACAGAUCACAAGGAAGUAAAAUAGCCUAGGUUACCCGUAGCUGACAGGCUUAAGCUAAGGGAGCAAGGAUUCAAACUUGUGACCUUGUGGUUACAAGUGUGGAUCUCUUGCCAUCUUAGCUGGGGUUACCCCGAUAUUGCCAUCUUUAAAAAGAGGAAAGGGUGUAAUUCUGUUUGUAGCGGAAAAAUGAAUGUUUGGAUCGUGGCAGCUGCAGCUGGUGCGGGAUAUGUUGCUCAGCGUUGGAAGUCACGGAAUGUUGUGCAAGCACGGGGAAAGGAUUUGAAAGGUUGUACUUCCCGUGGAAUGAUGUCUAGGAAAAUAGUAGACGAAGAUGGUUAUAGGAUGAGGGAACAAGCGAGUGAAGAUACUAUGGUGGACGUGGCAUCUAUAAUGACUAUAAGUGGUUUGUCUGGAAAUCUUGGAAUGUUGGAUAUGUGUGGUAGCUGCAAUAUGCGUGCUACUUCAAAUUACACAACUGGGUCCCCGAAUGACAAAUGCCUUCAUGUAGACCGGGGAGAAGACCAAGUAGGUGGCAAAAUUAAUGUGGCUGAAUAUGAUGUUUCUCUUCAACCUUAUAUAACAGAUGUCCGCUUUUCUUAUAGUCUCAAAAGAAACGGAAGCUGUCUUAGAAGUAAUCAAACUAUUGAGCAUCUCAUAAAGCCUCUAUGUUAUCUCGAUAGCCCUUCAUCUACACAAAUGUUUAGGCCUUUUGUGGUUGCAGAUGGAAGUCGAAUUAUUAGCAGAGAAAGUGGUGAUUUUUUCAGUACACCAACCGGAGCUGGCUCGAAAAAGCUACAAAAAGAUGUCAUUUUGCAAGGUAACGGUGAAGUAUUUGGAGUCCCUCGGCUACCCAAUAUUGAGUCCCCAAGAAAAGCUAAGGCUAAUAGAGAAAAUGGCCAUAGUGGAAGUUUCAGUAGAAAAACGAAUGUGGAAAAUUGUCACUCACAAGGAUCAUCGCAUGGAGCGUUUCUUGUUUGUCUUGGAAUAUCUGCGGGCAUAUUCUCUUCAUUCUUGGCACAUAAGAAGGAGGUGGACAAAUUGAAUGGGUUGCUGAAACAGACGGAGAACUUGGUUCAAGAUCUACAAGAGGAACUCGAAAUGAGAGAUUCAUUAACUGUGAAAGAGCUUGCCACCGGGGAUUAUGAGUCUCAAGAUACACAUAAUAGUUCCUAUAACAACGAGUUGUUGCGUGUAUUUUCCCCUCGAAAGAAGUUGAAUAACUCAUCUAAACAUCGUGCUGAAGAAUAUCACUGUCGGGACUCUGAGGGUGAAUCUAUUAGUAAAAUUGAAGCAGAGCUUGAAGCUGAACUGGAGAGAUUAGAAUUUAACAUCAAUUCGUUUAAACUGGAGGAUGAAUAUUCCGAUGUAGCUGAGCUUGACCCAGAGUUCAUACCAGAUUUAGCUGAGGGAGAAUUGCGAGCUGAUGUGUUCAAUUGGCGAACUGAUCACCAACCUUACGCAGAUCAGGAUGGAAGUGGCAACUCUACGCCUCAUUCGGCUAACUAUGCUGUUUCGCCCAAAGAACUAAGCUUGCGGUUACACCAGGUUAUCAAAUCACAACUGGAAGAACGUGUGAGAGAGCUCGAGAUGGCACUCAAGCAAAGCCAGAGGAAAGUUCGCUACAUGGAAGUGCAGCACAGUUAUCAUCGGAGAGUGUUCUCUAACAGUGAGGCGGAGGAGUCUUCAACCCAAGGCAGUCCAGUCGCUAAAGAUAGACCCGUAGUGAUCAAUUUAGCGGGAGAAGCACUCAAUGCAUAUAACGAGGUUUUUGAGGAAUUCUCUACGACAAAUGAAUCUGAAGACGAUGUGAUAGCAUCAGGGAUUGGGAAGAUCAACCAUCAAGAUAACAUGAAUCAACAUGAUCACGACGUGGAUUGGAUUGAGAGUAGUAUGCUUAGCGAUGAUAAUGAUGAGAUGGAUAGAAUGUUGAUUAAGCGGAUCCUGGAGAAAGCCAGGAAAGGCUCUCCUGCAGUUUUGAAUGCUCAGAAAGCAUUGUUUUCCGGUGGUGAAAAUGAGCAUUGGUGAUGCUUGAUAGAGAGAAAGAGGAGACUUUUUGCAGUAGAUAAUAGAUACAGUAAAUUUGAUUGUUUCCAUUCAAAUUAAAAUUCGUUCAGAGUUGUCAGGAAAGACCUUUAGAACCACAACUCAUCCUAAAUCCUCUUCAUGCUGUACAUAUAGAGUGAGUCUCUUGUGAGACGGGUUGAUCAAUAUG